This is a messenger RNA of Aspergillus glaucus CBS 516.65, 1659 nucleotides long. Its product is annotated as acyl-CoA dehydrogenase. The transcript is spliced from 4 exons. Lineage: Eukaryota; Fungi; Ascomycota; Eurotiomycetes; Eurotiales; Aspergillaceae. The coding region runs from base 110 to 1414 and encodes 434 amino acids. Gene Ontology annotation, molecular function: fatty-acyl-CoA binding; flavin adenine dinucleotide binding; glutaryl-CoA dehydrogenase activity. Gene Ontology annotation, cellular component: mitochondrial inner membrane. Gene Ontology annotation, biological process: fatty-acyl-CoA biosynthetic process; fatty acid beta-oxidation using acyl-CoA dehydrogenase. The record is from RefSeq and is a predicted model, not a curated record.
CCCGCAAAUUCAUUUUCUCGAAGGACGUUAUUUAUAACUCUUUAUUCCUGUUAAUUAAAGAAAAAAUUUUUCUGCGGACGCUUGAAUUGCUCUAAUCCACUUCCCUACCAUGAUGAAUCGCUUCGGCUUUCGCGCGGCGUCGCGCCACUUCCAGUCGGCGACUCGCCGUCCCACUCCUAUCGCACGGGGACUAGCAGCUCACAACACAUCGACACGAGGCUAUGCAACAUUCAACUGGGAGGAUCCGCUGGCUGCGUCAGAACUGUAUACGGAGGAGGAAUUGGCGAUUCAGAACACAGCCCGGCAAUAUUGCCAGGAGCGAUUGAUGCCCCGAGUGCUGGACGCCUACAGAAACGAAGACUAUGACCGCAAAAUCCUCGAAGAAAUGGGCGAACUGGGCCUCCUGGGCGCGAACCUCCACGGAUACGACUGCGCGGGCGUGAGCACUGUCGCCUACGGAUUGAUCACCAAGGAAGUUGAGCGCGUGGACUCGGGAUACCGCUCUGGAAUGUCAGUACAGGGAUCGCUGGCUAUGACUGGUAUCUACGAAUUCGGCAGCGAGGAACUCAAGCAGCGACUUUUGCCGGGUCUGGCUAAGGGAAAGCUGUCUGGAUGCUUUGGGCUUACAGAGCCCAACCACGGCUCGGACCCUGGGUCGAUGGAAACUGUUGCGAGAGAACAUCCGACACAGAAGGGUGUGUAUUUGCUUUCUGGGUCGAAGACGUGGAUUACCAACUCGCCUAUUGCGGAUGUGAUGCUGGUGUGGGCUAAGUUGCAGAGCACGGGUAAGAUUCGUGGAUUCGUGGUUGAGCGCAGUCGCUGCCCGCCUGGUACGCUGGAGACUCCUCCGAUUAAGAACAAGAGCGCCCUACGCGCGUCGAUCACGGGUAUGAUCCAGAUGGAUGAGUGCCCUGUUCCCGUGGAGAACAUGCUCCCCGACGUCGAGGGUCUCAAGGGUCCGUUUACGUGUCUCAACAGCGCCCGGUUGGGUAUUGCAUUUGGUGCGAUGGGUGCUUUGGAGGAUUGUCUCGCUCGCGCACGGGAGUAUUCGUUGGAGCGCAAGCAGUUCAAGGGCAACCCGUUGGCGAAGUACCAGUUGAUUCAGAAGAAGUUGGCGGAUGCGACUACGGAUGCGGCGUAUGGUACGCUGGCUGCUACGCAGGUUGCGAGGCUGAAGGAUGAGAAGAAGAACACGCCUGAGAUGAUCUCGAUGGUCAAGAGGCAGAACUGUGAUCGGGCCUUGACUAAUGCCAGAGUACUGCAAGAGAUUCUGGGCGGCAAUGCGACCAGUGACGAGUAUCAUAUUGCCCGCCAUGUGGCCAACCUGUUUGUGGUGCAGACCUAUGAGGGCCAGAGUGACAUUCACGCCCUGAUCGUUGGCCGUGCGAUCACCGGUGUCCAGGCGUUUGUUUAGACCGAGCCAUACUAUUUCUUGGCCCAUCUAGUGUAUUAAACAUAAGUGUAUAUAGAACAUAUCAAGCAAAAGCUAUUACUGAUCUGGUAACGUGACCGAUGACAUAGGGCUCCGCUGAUUUGGCCGGUUCCCUGCAUAUACCCGUAGGGCAGGGGUGUCAUGGGUGUUCAUUACAUACUACACUUGGGCAUCCUGGAUUAUAUCCACAUGUAUUAUCACUUAUCAAGAUGCCCUAUAUAUGUGUA